Molecule: messenger RNA, 324 nt
Organism: Cooperia oncophora
Lineage: Eukaryota; Metazoa; Nematoda; Chromadorea; Rhabditida; Trichostrongylidae
Source: the annotation of a GenBank genome assembly
UUGUGGAAUCAUGUGAUUUUUGAACGUAGGUUACAUGUUCAGGUACGUAACGUCAUAAUUUACCACAAGGAUCUGCGGUUCUACUUCGAGCAUACGGUCACUUUCCGAUUUCUGCGGGAUUUGUUCGCCUACUACUCGUCUCAUGCUGUACGCAUCAAUAAUGCGGAUAUUAUGCUCAAGAGAGGAGUGGGAUUGGCAAAGUGGGAGAUACAGCACAAGCAAGUCACUACAGGAAAGCUAUUGGGACAAGGAGCUUUUGGUGAAGUGAAGAAAGGAACACUUCUGAGAAGUUCAGGGAGAUCGGUACCUGUCGCUAUUAAAACG